This is a messenger RNA of Egretta garzetta (little egret), 3841 nucleotides long. RefSeq names its product V-type proton ATPase subunit S1. NCBI's taxonomy places the organism in Eukaryota, Metazoa, Chordata, Aves, Pelecaniformes, Ardeidae. The coding region runs from base 46 to 1422 and encodes 458 amino acids. The record is from RefSeq and is a predicted model, not a curated record. Gene Ontology annotation, cellular component: proton-transporting V-type ATPase complex. The transcript is spliced from 10 exons.
CUUCCCUUUGCCGCUGGCCACUGACGGACGCGCUCGCCUGGAGCCAUGAGGCAGCUCUGCGCUGCGGCUCCGGCCCCGCUGCUCUGCGCCCUCGCCCUGCUGCUCAAACCCUCUCUGUCGGUGGAGCAUGUGCCGAUGCUGCUUUGGUCAACUCAGAGAUUACAGUGGGAUCCAGAUACUGCUUUGCACGAAGGACACAUCGUCUCAGCACUGGAGCUGACUGUACUCUUGCAACCUGUUUUUACUCAGAAUUCCAGAAACCUCAUCUUGUUCCUGCAAGAUGCACUUAGCAUGGAUGAUUUCACAUACCUCAGUGAAUCCUACGGUAACAAGAAUCCAUUUCAAAAUGUUCAGGAAAUUCUUCAGUCUUCUCCUUCAUCUUUAGUGUUGCCAGCUGUUGACUAUGAGGCUACGAGGUAUCUUCUGAGCUUUCUUCAGGAGUCAGGAGAUUGGAAGUUAACAAGCAUGACUAAUCUCGAUGUCUCUCAGCUGGAAGUGAAUACAUCUAAACCAAACUUACUGGUGGUUCAGCUGCAACCACUUGCCAGUGGUUUAAAUGAGAUUUCCACCCUGGAAGCAAUUGCUGAAAAUGACAAAAUAAUUGGAAGACUGACCAUGGAUCUGCGGGAACGAGGGAUUCAUUUUUCAGUAAUUUAUACCGCAGUGAGACCUUCAAGGAUUUCUAGAAGAACUGAUGUGGUGGGAGAAUUAAGACGACAGUUAAUGGCUGCUGAGGAAGAAGGCAGUUUAUCAUAUCCUCCUCUGAACGUGACCACUGGAAAUGAUAUAUGCAUCCUUUUUUACGCUAGUAAUUUCAGCCUUAAAGCCAACAGUUCAGUUUUUAUAGAUCUGACAAAUGCAACAUUUGUAACGCGGGAUGUGGAUAUUUCUUCCUCUGAGUGCUCAGACAUCAACACAACACUGUCAUUAAAAUACACAAAGCCAGUGAAUGGAAUCAGCAGCCUAGAGAUAAGGUUUUUAAUGUCCAACAAGUUCUAUGGAGGCUCGGCUCGAAAUUGGUCCACUUUAGAUUCAGUUGAGAUCGUACAAGAUGGAGAAAAGUUUGCUAAAUUUAAUGUUUCUGUCAUCUCUGCUCCUGCAGAGUAUUCAUUUCAUUGUCAGCUGGUGGGAACAAGCAAUCUCUAUCCUGCAAGGCUGAUUCCAUCCAACAAUGAGGCAAAAAACUGGGAUGUUUUCAUUUCCAGGUUGCAAAUUCAAGGGUUCAACAUUGAAAACAACCAGUUUUCCUAUGCAAGUGACUGCACAGGCUUCUUCACUCCUGAAAUCUGGAUGGGCUUGGUGACAUCUAUAAUUCUACUGUGGAUCCUGGCCUAUGGAAUCCAUAUGAUCAUGCAGCUCACUACAAACAGCAGAUUCGAUGAUCCCAAAGGUCCAGCUCUGUCAGUUCCUCAGACAGAAUAGCCAUGGAUUGAUUUAAUGCUGCUACAGCUUUUCCUGGUCUUAAAUUUAUGAUUUUUAUAACCUUUCUACUUCAUAACUUGUGUAAUCUAAAAAGAUAUCCUAGCAGAAAAGGAUAGUUAAGCUACAUAUAAAAAGGAAGUUUAUGCCUGGCAACAAUAACAAUUCCACUUGCUAUUACCGUCAUUUGUUAAUAGCUAUCUGUGCUAAGGGUCUGAGGUGAAGCUGUAGAGGCUAUUGCUCUGCCUGGCUAUUAGAAAGACCAGUACAAACUUGCCUUCAGAUUAACUAUUAUUGGCAAAGAAAGGAUAUCACAACAGAGAUAAAUGGGAAGGAUUUAUAAAGAACAUAUCCAACAAGAAACUACAUAUUGAAACUACUAGUCUCUUGAAAGGCUCUUUAGUAAGCAUAGCAUGUUCAUGCAUCUGAAGAAGGCUGAACUGUGCCUUGUCAUUUUUUCUGUUGAGGAAACAAUCCAGAAAUGUACAGAACUAAUAAGGUAUAAGUUACUAAACAAAUGGUGUUGAAAAACCUUUUCAAAAUGCAUCACUUUGUUUAAAUGUGGUAUCUCAAAUGAGAAUGGAUGGACUACGGCUUAUCUUCCCUCUAAUGUCAGUUUAUGACUAUGAGGAUUAUGUUGAGUAAUGCUAAGUUGUGUGUUUGGGUUAGCCAUGGACAGCUGACAGAGUUACUAAGCAAGACAGGUCCUUGUCCAGACUGAUCACAAAAUUGUAUUUGGUGUCAUGGCAGUAAGUGCAACUUUUCAAGCUCAUAACCUAGUACGAUUCAAUGUGCCAGUGCAGACAGCUUCUUAACAGAGAUAAGGUAAUUUUGCUAGCAUCCCUCCUUUUCCAGGUAUCUUUGGAUUAGUUAUGAAGUUUGUACAAAAAAGGAAAGAAAUUAUAUGAAGUCAUUAGACACAAGCAUGGUGCUGAUGUACUUGAUGAAGUCUGAACAUGUUUAUGGUCACCUCAAUGAUUCCAGGAACCUGAAAAUGCUCAGUGUCCUGGAUUCUUUUGCAAUUAAUAAAAGACUUUCCAACUUUUUAUUGGGCGAUCUGACUACAGGAGUGAAUUAAUAAAUGUUAUGAAAAGCUAGGAAAUAGUAAAAGAGCAAUGGUAAAUUGGUUGAAAAAUGGUAAAAUAACAUUGUCAUUCUCUCUUCUGUAAUGUUUUGUUAUGACUGUCUGUGCUGUAUUACUAGCUAAAGAACAAAAAGAUAUCAUUUUGACAAAAUUGCAUCUGUCACAUGAGAAAAAUUCUAACUUUUCUGAUCUUGAUCCAUGUCAUAGGACAAUGAUACAGAGGAAAGACAGUUAGAAUCAACAAUUUAACUAGGCCAACAAUAGUUUCUACCCAUCAUUUUUGUUAUGCAGUCAAAGAGAUAAAUUAAACACUCACUGAAGCUAUUCCUUCUGAAUCAUUCAAUCCUGACCUGCGAAACCAAAAAGCAAGCUGACCUGUAACUAGCAAAGGUGACUUCUCCAUUGUAAUAUCUUUCCCAAGUGUUUUUCAAAACCUCAAAGAAUGCUGGCAUUUGAUCUACACAAAAACACUGUGUUAGAAAGGCACAUUUUCUUUGCAAAAAUGAGUUUCUGGGAAAGACAACUGGACUUGUUUUAUUCAUUGCCCCUUCAAAGCAAGUUACAUACAUGUGACAUUGAAAAUUGAUGUAAUAGUUACAUAACUGAUAGCUAGAAGAGAGGAAGGCUAUUACGAAGGGCUUGGUUUGUAGAAGACAGCUUUCUUAUGACUUUUGUCUAGAUACAACAAAAUUUGGAACAGAUUUUUUUCAACAGUGACAAUAUAUAGGAACUGAAGAACAGCUUUACAGGGCCAUCCAGCUCAGGAUCCUACCUCCAGCAGUGGUAUGAGUACGGCAAACAUGUGGCAGUACUUUCUACAGAUUGUUCCACCAGUCUUCACCAUUUAAGCUCAGGGACUUCCCAGAGUCCAUGAAUUUGUCCAGCCUCCCCUUAAGCCUGUGGACUCUCCUAGAGUUCACACUGUCCUGAUAGUAGUGUGGCACUGGGGAUACCUGUGCCCUCCCUUGCUUGCCUGGGCUGGACUCUGGAGAAGAGGAGGAGGAAACAGAGUUGCGUAUAGGCUGUACUGUGAUGGACAGAUAAGCCUCUUUCAGAAGAGAUCAAGCUGGAACAGAUGUUGGAAGAGAUGUCUGUUGGAUUAGCUUUUCGCUGAUGCAGUAAAACUGAAGCCCUCAGAAAAGGGCCAGGCCGAACUGUCUGCUGUGUUUGAUAUUACAUAUUCCAAGGUGAAGGCAUUUUGAGGAGAGAAAAGUUUUUUCCUUCAGUGAUGGUGGUAGUACCUCUGGGUUAACAUAAAGGGGAAAAAGUCCCUGCUGCACAACAAAAGCAGUGCAGAGAGCAGUGAGAAUAUGUGAGAGGAGCAGCCCUGCAGCCCCC